CCUGGAGGGGAGGGGAGGGGUGGAGAGGGGGAGAAAGGCAGCCUUCAGGGUCCACCCUGAGUUUCUGGGCCUCCCACAACCACCGGGGGGAAUUCUGAGAUCAGACCCUAGGGACCUCUGGGAAGGCAGGAAUGGGCCUCAGAGGUCUUUAAGCUGUCCCCACCCAUGGUCAUAUAUAUGUGUAUCUCUGCUCUUCUCUGGGGGGGGCGUUCAUUGACCUUUCAUUUGGUUCUCAUGAGGGUCUCUGGCCCCAGAAGAAAAGACACACAGCCUAUAUCUAAGUUAAGUGUUUGUACCAGCCUCUCACUCCAUGAGCUCUCCCACCCUUUAUGACCACUCUCUGUCCCUUCUGACCCCAUUCUUCACCCCAUGGCCUCCACUCAGCUUCCAUGACCCCACUGCUCUCUUCUGUCCUAAUCUCUCUCCUUGCCCCUAUCUGCCCCACUGCCUUUGGCCUCUACCACUGCACCCUGUGCGCCCUCAGCAUCACCUCUCUGCACCCCCAAGGUCCACCUUCUUCCCUGGGACCGUGCCUUGCCUACCUUGUUUUCCUGGCUUUCUUCACCAAUGACCAGUGCAUAUGGAGAGAGGUUGAGGAUAUGGGAGUAGGGGAAGAGAGAACGCUGGGGAAAAGCAGAAGAAGAAAGUGAAAGAAGCUCUAGAGGAAACCACAGGGCCUAGGGGGUAGGGGAGGUGGUUGCCAUGGUAACCUCUGGUUGUGGGGGAAGGGUAAAAGGUCCCAUAGCCUGAGGCCACCCAAAGGAGGAACCCCUUCCCCCCAGUUGCUCUUCCCAGCAGCUAUGCGCCUACAGUCCAGCUGCCAUUUACUGAGCACCUGCUAUGAGAUGGGCACUUUGCUAGGUGCUGUCUUCAGUUAGUCUUGUUCCAAAGGAGUGCGCCUGACACAGGAGACAGACCUGUGAACACAGACCUCGCAUCAGUUCCUUCUCAAAGCUCCCUCUGGUCAAGUGUGGGCCAGGGCGAGUAUUUCCACAACCCUGUCUUUCUAUAGGCUUCAUUCUUAAAAACAAUUUUUUAAAAUUGAUUUCAGAGAGGAAGGGAGAGGGAGAGAGAAAGAGAAACAUCAGUAAUGAGAGAGAAUCACUGAUCGGCUGCCUUCUACAUGCCCCCGACAGGGGUUCGAGCCAGCAACCCAGAGUCAACCAGGAAUUGAAACUGGUUCACAGGUCGAUGCUCAACCACAGGGCCACACUGGCCAGACUAUAGGCUUCAUCCUUGCCCUCGCUGCAGCUGCCAUUCCUGCUCGGUAUGCUUCUCCUAGGUGGCCCUUCCACCCUUUCCAGGCUCCACUACUGUCUGGGCUCCUUGGCCCAGUCUCAUUUUCUAAGCCUGGCCCUGUGCCUCUCUCUCAACUUCCCAGCUGUCUGGACCUUGAAUUUCUCAAAGCCUCUCCACUUUUCACCCCAUUACUUCUCAUUCACUGAUUCUCUCAUCAAGCCCUUAGUAUGUGCCAGAUUCUCUUCUAAACAACUGAUAUGAAUUAAUCUCAUUUAAUUCUCAACCACCAACCCUAUGAGUUCCACUUGACAGAUGAGAAAAUAGCCACAGGAAGAGUCAAUAACUUACCUCAGGUCCCAAGACUAGUAAGGGAAGCAGACCCAGGAUCUGAAGUGGGGCAGUUUGGCUCCAGAGCUGGUAUAGUCAAGCACCCGCAAGGAUACAGUGGACACGCAAGGAUACAGUGGACACGGGGUUUUCAAACUGAAUAAUAGUCACCAAUUUCCCGCAGUACUUAACUGCCUCCAUAUUUCUUCCUAUCAUGUUCCUAUAUAUACAAGGAAGUGAAGACAUCAUCAACUCUGGAGGCAAUCCUAGAUCAUCCAGUUACUAGCAACGUGAUCUUGGGUAGCUUUUACUUUUUACCUCUAAGCCUCUACAUCUGUGAAACUAGGGGGGCUGGGGGGACAUUAACACCGAUGUCAUGAGGCUCCUGUGAGGAUUAGUUAUAACAUCAGAAUACACCCAGCACAACUAGGUGCUCAAUAGAUGAUCUUCUAGAUCCCUGUAUCAUCAACUCUCUUGGCCCAGUUCCACCCUAUCUGCUCCACUUUCUAGAUCAGUCACCCCCACCACCCCCAAGUCUUCCUCACCCCGGGCGUGUCACUUCCUCCUCUGUAGCCUCCCAGAUCAGUACACAAAGGCUGCCGCUGCCGCUGAAGGAAAGGCUGCCCUGUUCGCACCUGCCAUGGUGGCUUUGUCAAUGGUUCUUGUUUUCCUGCUGGUUCUGAGCAGAAGUGAGAGUGAACUGGACGCCAAGAUCUCAUCCCCAAGGGAGGCCACAGAAUGGGGUGAUCCUGAUCUGUCCCUGCUGGGGUCCUGCAAGCCAGCCCCAUCCUGCAAGAAGUGCAUCCUCUCACAUCCAAGCUGUGCAUGGUGCAAGCAACUGAACUUCACAGCGUCAGGAGAGGCGGAGGAGCGCCGCUGCGCCUCGCGUGAGGAGCUGCUGGCUCGGGGUUGCCCCCCAGGGGAGCUGGAAGAGCCCCACGGCCAGCAGGAGGUGCUGCAGGACCAGCCGCUCAGCCAGGGCUCCCGGGGCGGUGAGGGGGCCACUCAGCUGGCACCGCAGCGGGUGCGGGUCACGCUGCGUCCCGGGGAGCCCCAGCAGCUGCAGGUCCGCUUCCUCCGUGCCGAGGGGUACCCUGUGGACCUGUACUACCUUAUGGACCUGAGCUACUCCAUGAAGGACGACCUGGAGUUCGUGCGCCAGCUCGGGCACGCCCUGCUUGUGCGGCUGCAGGAGGUCACCCAGUCCGUGCGCAUCGGCUUUGGCUCCUUCGUGGACAAGACGGUACUGCCCUUCGUGAGCACAGUGCCCUCCAAGCUUCGCCAUCCCUGCCCCACCCGACUGGAGCGCUGCCAGCCCCCCUUCAGCUUUCACCACGUGCUAUCCCUGACGGGGGAUGCCAAGGCCUUCGAGCGGGAGGUGGGGCGCCAGAGUGUGUCUGGCAACCUGGACUCACCUGAAGGUGGCUUUGAUGCCAUUCUACAGGCUGCACUCUGCCAGGAGCAGAUUGGCUGGAGAAAUGUGUCUCGGCUGCUGGUGUUCACUUCAGAUGACACGUUCCACACAGCUGGGGAUGGAAAGUUGGGUGGCAUUUUCAUGCCCAGUGAUGGGCAUUGCCACUUGGACAGCAAUGGCCUCUAUAGUCGCAGCCCAGAGUUUGACUACCCCUCUGUGGGUCAGGUAGCCCAGGCUCUCUCUGCAGCAAACAUCCAGCCCAUUUUUGCUGUCACCAGUGCCACACUGCCCGUCUACCAGGAGCUGAGUAAGCUGAUCCCUAAGUCCGCAGUGGGGGAGCUGAGUGAGAACUCCAGCAAUGUGGUACAGCUCAUCAUGGACGCUUAUAAUAGCCUGUCAUCCACUGUGACCCUCGAGCACUCUCCACUCCCUCCAGGGGUCCAUAUCUCUUAUGAAUCUCAGUGUGGGGGUCACGAGAAGAGGGCUGGUGAGCCCGGGGACCGGGGCCAGUGCAACCAUGUCCGAAUCAACCAGACGGUGAAUUUUUUGGUUACUUUCCAAGCUACCCGCUGCCUCCCAGAGCCCCAUUUUCUGAAGUUCCGAGCUCUUGGCUUCUCAGAGGAGCUGACUGUGGAGUUGCACACACUGUGCGAUUGCAACUGCAAUGACACCCAGCUCCCAGCGCCCCAUUGCAGUGACCACGGGCACCUACAAUGCGGGGUGUGCAGCUGUGACCCAGGCCGCCUGGGUCGACUCUGUGAGUGCACCGAGUCUGAGAUGUCCUCCCCAGAUCUGGAAUCUGGGUGCCGGGGCCCCAAUGGGACAGGGCCCCUGUGCAGCGGGAAGGGACGAUGUCAGUGUGGACGCUGCAGCUGCAGCGGACAGAGCUCUGGGCGCCUGUGCGAGUGUGACGAUGCCAGCUGUGAGCGACACGAGGGCAUCCUCUGUGGAGGCUUUGGCCUCUGCCAAUGUGGAGUGUGUCACUGUCACGCCAACCGCACGGGCAGAGCGUGUGAGUGCAGCGGGGAUGUGGAUGGCUGCGUCGGUCCUGAGGGAAGGCUCUGCAGUGGGCAUGGACAUUGCAAAUGCAACCGCUGCCAGUGCUUGGACGGCUACUACGGUGCCCUAUGUGAUCAGUGCCCAGGCUGCAAGACACCAUGCGAGAGACACAGGGACUGUGCAGAGUGUGGGGCCUUUGGGACUGGUCUCCUGGCCACCAAUUGCAGCAUGGCUUGUGCCCAUACCAACGUGACUCUGGCUCUGGCCCCUAUGCUGGAUGACGGCUGGUGCAAAGAGAGGACCCUGGACAACCAGCUGUUCUUCUUCCUGGUGGAGGAGGAAGCCGGAGGCAGGGUCACGCUGAGAGUGAGACCCCAAGAGAAGGGAGCAGACCACACCCAGGCCAUUGUGCUAGGCUGUGUGGGGGGCAUUGUGGCAGUGGGACUGGGGCUGGUCCUGGCUUAUCGGCUCUCCGUGGAAAUCUAUGACCGCCGGGAAUACAAGCGCUUUGAGAAGGAGCGGCAGCAGCCCAACUGGAAGCAGGACAGAAAUCCUCUCUACAAAAGCGCCGUCACGACCAUCAUUAACCCCCGCUUUCAAGCCCCAGAAAGUCCUCUCUGAAGAGGGUAGGGCUACUCACUCCAGGGUUCUUCUUCCUGGGGGGGUGGUGGGAAUUAGGGCUCUGGGUCUAUCAGGCAGCAGCCUGCUGGGGGACUAAUCACCACCUACGGUACUUGGAUACCCCAGAGGGCCGGCCUCCUGCUGCACCCUUGCUUCCCCACCCCUCAAGAAGUGGGGGUUGCCCCAUCCACAAAUACAAUAAAGAAUCUUCAGAUUACAGAUCACUUUAACAAACACUGUGUAUGCUGGUAUCCAACCUCAUUCUGUCUUGUCCAGCAGGGUUUUUUCCUCUUAAUCAGAAUUAAUACAUAUAUAUGUAUUUUAGAUACCUCGGUUUCAAUUCUACUCGUUGCUGGCCUGUGGAGAAGGGGAGUUUUAAAGUGGCAGUUUAUAGGGUACUAGAAAUUGCAGGAUGGUAAUAUUUGGGGGGAAAAAGGGAGAUCAUGUUGGCCCCAGUGAAAAAAAUUCCCCUCAAGAUAUUCUUUUCAAAGAUGAGAUAGUAUGUAAAAAAGCCCCAUUUUCUUUUUAUUUAAAUAUCCUAAAUAUAUCACGAAGGAACAUACACUGCACUUUAAUGGUAAAAAGAUACAAGUUUAUAACAUCUUAUAAAAACUACCAUUUAAAAGUGAUCUUGUUCAUUUGAUAUUCCCCACCCCCCAUAGCAAAAUAAGUAUAUUAAAAAAAAAAAGAGAGAGAGAGAGAGAGAGAGAGGGUGGGUGGUGAGGCAGGUAGGAGGGAUUAAGAUAAAAGCCCCAGAGCUACAGCAGAGGUGGAGAGUCUGAGGAGAGGGUUCCUAGGAAAAGUCGUGGCAGGACUGUGUCUCUUAACCCUCCGAUGUCAAGCCGUGGGGCACAAUCAGUAGCUAAGUGAUGACAAGAGGCCGUUGGGGGUGGACGGAAAAGACUUGGGGUGCUGGGAAGGGCAGGGCUGGUAGGGCCUGGUAUAGCAGUUCACCCAGGAACUGGGGCUACUCUUUCCCGGGUCCAAUUCCACAGCCUGGUCUCUGAAAGCCUGCCCUAUCUCCCUUUCCCUUCACUCCAAACACACCUGAGGAAUCUUUCCAGUGCUAGACCCCAUCCCAGCAAACGAAGGGUGGGGUGUUGGGCCCAGAAGCCUUUGCUGCAGUCUUAGUCUAUGGUUUCCCUGGGGUAUAAGUGGGGCUCCUGCCCCCCCCCCCCCCAUGGGCGCUAAAUCACUCCUUUCACCUCUUUGCUUCCCUCUCCUUAUACAUCCCUGGCCCCAGAACAUCAGCACCUGGACAACCAAAGUAACCCCCUGCUCCUGGGUCUCCCCCACACCCAGGCGUUGGCAGGGGUGGUUCUGGUAUGGCUCUACAUAUCCACUUAAUUUCCCCUCUCCCACCCUCAGGCAGGAAGCUGAGGCCUGUUGGGGCCAGGGCACAUCCUGACCUAAACGCACAUUCACACACAUAGGGGCAUUGAUCACUCACGUGCUUCUCUCCACACCCACCCACCCCAACCCACAACCCAGUGGCAGGGAGCGAGCCUCCCAUUUUCAAAAGCGCUCUUGGGAGGACAAUUUUCUAAAUGUAUCCUCCUUCUCAGAAGAUAUUCCCAGAGGUGAACAAUAGACAAAUUCCAGCCUGAGCAGAGAACUCUCCCAGGAAGGGGCUGGCUCACAUGCAGAAAAAUGCCCUAACAGGGGCCACAGGGCGAUUCUGACACAACCCCUGGGAGUGCCAGCCUAAAGCACAGGGCGGCACACACAUCCCCAAGGUCUCCCCAAAGGAUCUCAGAUG
This is a messenger RNA of Myotis daubentonii (Daubenton's bat), 6359 nucleotides long. It is a transcript of the gene ITGB7, whose product is annotated as integrin subunit beta 7. The record is from RefSeq and is a predicted model, not a curated record. Gene Ontology annotation, molecular function: integrin binding. Gene Ontology annotation, biological process: integrin-mediated signaling pathway; cell-matrix adhesion; leukocyte migration. Gene Ontology annotation, cellular component: integrin complex; focal adhesion; cell surface. NCBI's taxonomy places the organism in Eukaryota, Metazoa, Chordata, Mammalia, Chiroptera, Vespertilionidae.